This is a messenger RNA of Chaetura pelagica (chimney swift), 4346 nucleotides long. RefSeq names its product myosin VI (gene MYO6). Gene Ontology annotation, cellular component: myosin complex; cytoplasm; ruffle. The transcript is spliced from 34 exons. Lineage: Eukaryota; Metazoa; Chordata; Aves; Apodiformes; Apodidae. Gene Ontology annotation, biological process: inner ear morphogenesis; vesicle transport along actin filament; actin filament organization. The coding region runs from base 17 to 3802 and encodes 1261 amino acids. Gene Ontology annotation, molecular function: microfilament motor activity; ATP binding; actin filament binding. The record is from RefSeq and is a predicted model, not a curated record.
CUGGAUAGCUCCCACAAUGGAGGACGGGAAGCCCGUUUGGGCUCCACACCCAACUGAUGGGUUCCAGAUGGGGAUGAUUGUGGACAUUGGCCCUGACAACUUAACUAUUGAACCUUUGAAUCAGAAAGGCAAGACUUUCCAGGCUGCUAUCAAUCAAGUGUUUCCUGCAGAAGAGGACAGCAAAAAGGAUGUAGAAGAUAAUUGUUCCCUUAUGUAUUUAAAUGAAGCUACUCUCCUUCACAAUAUCAAAGUUCGUUACAGUAAGGACAGAAUUUAUACCUAUGUAGCCAACAUUCUUAUUGCAGUGAAUCCAUAUUUUGAUAUACCUAAGCUUUAUUGUUCAGAAACUAUUAAAAAGUACCAAGGCAGAUCACUUGGAACAUUGCCACCACAUGUUUUUGCUAUUGCUGAUAAAGCAUUCCGUGACAUGAAAGUGCUCAAGAUGAGUCAGUCCAUCAUAGUGUCUGGAGAAUCGGGAGCUGGCAAGACAGAAAACACUAAAUUUGUUUUGAGGUAUUUGACAGAAUCCUAUGGUACUGGCCAAGAUAUUGACGAUAGAAUUGUAGAAGCAAAUCCCCUGCUAGAAGCCUUUGGAAAUGCAAAGACUGUUCGCAACAACAACAGCAGUCGUUUUGGAAAAUUUGUGGAAAUUCACUUCAAUGAAAAGAACUCAGUGGUUGGAGGAUUUGUAUCACAUUACCUUCUGGAGAAAUCUAGGAUCUGUGUGCAAGGCAAAGAAGAGAGGAAUUAUCAUAUCUUUUACAGGCUUUGUGCUGGUGCUCCAGAAGACAUUAGGGAAAAACUGUAUCUAAGCUCUCCUGACAACUUCAGGUAUUUAAAUCGAGGCUGUACCAGAUACUUUGCUAACAAAGAAACAGACAAGCAGAUUUUGCAAAAUCGCAAGAGUCCUGAGUAUCUCAAGGAAGGUUCCUUGAAGGAUCCACUCUUAGAUGAUCAUGGAGAUUUUAACAGAAUGUGCACAGCAAUGAAAAAGAUUGGAUUGGAUGAUGCAGAAAAACUCGAUCUCUUUAGAGUGGUGGCUGGUGUCCUUCACCUUGGAAAUAUUGAUUUUGAAGAAGCUGGGAGCACUUCAGCAACUCCAUCUAUAGGGAAAGGCAUUAUGUCCUUUGGCUUCCAAAAAUACGAUCAUGUUAAGUAUUUUAAGAGGGUACCCUUGAAAGUGGAACAAGCAAACAAUGCUCGUGAUGCCUUAGCUAAAACAGUUUAUAGCCAUCUGUUUGACCACGUAGUGAACAGAGUAAACCAAUGUUUUCCAUUUGAGACUUCUUCUUUCUUCAUUGGAGUUCUAGAUAUAGCUGGUUUUGAAUACUUUGAACACAACAGUUUUGAACAAUUCUGUAUUAACUACUGUAAUGAAAAACUGCAACAGUUUUUUAAUGAAAGGAUUCUGAAAGAGGAACAAGAACUUUACCAAAAAGAAGGCCUGGGGGUUAAUGAAGUGCGUUAUGUAGAUAAUCAGGACUGUAUAGAUUUGAUUGAAGCAAAAUUAAUAGGAGUACUGGAUAUUUUGGAUGAAGAAAAUCGUCUUCCCCAACCAAGCGACCAGCAUUUUACUUCAGUUGUGCACCAAAAACACAAGGACCAUUUCAGACUCUCUAUUCCUAGAAAGUCUAAAUUGGCUGUUCACAGGAAUAUAAGGGAUGAUGAAGGCUUUAUCAUCCGACAUUUUGCAGGAGCAGUGUGCUACGAGACGACGCAAUUUGUGGAAAAAAACAAUGAUGCUUUGCACAUGUCCCUUGAGUCUCUUAUAUGUGAAUCCAAGGACAAGUUUGUUCGCCAGCUGUUUGAAUCUAAUACUAACAACAACAAGGAUCCCAAACAAAAAGCUGGGAAACUUAGUUUCAUCAGCGUGGGAAACAAAUUCAAGACUCAGUUAAAUUUACUUCUUGAGAAGCUUCACAGUACUGGGUCUAGCUUUAUUCGCUGUAUCAAACCCAAUUUAAAGAUGACAAAUCACCAUUUUGAAGGAGGGCAGAUCCUCUCUCAGCUUCAGUGUUCAGGAAUGGUGUCUGUUCUGGAUUUGAUGCAAGGUGGUUUCCCUUCACGAGCUUCAUUUCAUGAACUAUAUAAUAUGUACAAGAAAUAUUUGCCUGAAAAAUUGGCUCGACUGGACCCUAGGCUUUUUUGCAAAGCACUAUUUAAAGCCUUGGGACUGAAUGAAGUUGAUUACAAAUUUGGGCUGACCAAGGUGUUUUUUAGGCCCGGCAAGUUUGCAGAGUUUGAUCAGAUAAUGAAGUCUGAUCCAGAUCACUUAGCAGAGCUUGUUAAACGAGUGAAUCGUUGGCUUAUCUGCAGUCGUUGGAAAAAGGUUCAAUGGUGUUCUCUCUCAGUGAUUAAAUUGAAAAAUAAGAUCAAAUAUCGAGCCAGUGCCUGCAUUAAAAUACAGAAGACUAUUCGUAUGUGGCUUUGCAAGAGAAAGCACAAACCACGCAUUGAUGGCCUGAUAAAAGUGCGUACCCUGAAGAAGAGACUUGAUAAGUUUAAUGAGGUAGUAAGUGCUCUGAAGGAGGGGAAGGCAGAGACAAGCAAGCAAGUCAAGGAGCUGGAGCAUUCUAUUGAUGCUUCAAUGACCAAAAUUAAGACCACUUUAAUGACUAGGGAACAGAUACAGAAAGAAUAUGAUGCUCUAGUUAGAAGCUCAGAGCAACUUCUCGGUGCACUGCAAAAGAGGAAGCAGCAAGAGGAGGAAGCAGAGAGGCUACGACGCAUCCAGGAGGAAAUGGAAAAAGAAAGAAAGAGACGUGAUGAGGAAGAACAACGACGAAGAAAGGAAGAAGAGGAAAGACGUCUGAAAUCUGAGAUUGAGGCCAAGAGAAAACAGGAAGAGGAAGAGAGGAAAAAGAGGGAAGAGGAAGAAAAGCGUAUUCAGGCUGAAAUUGAGGCUCAGCUUGCUAGAGAACGAGAAGAGGAAACCCAGCACCAGGCAGUGCUUGAACAGGAACGUCGUGAUCGUGAACUUGCAAUGAGAAUUGCCCAGAGUGAAGCAGAACUCAUCAGUGAUGAGGCUCAGCUUGAUCUAGGAUUGCGCAGAGCCAAUGGAGCAAAGCUGCAAAUGACUGCGGAACAAAUGGCCACAGAAAUGUCAGAAAUAUUGUCUAGGGGUCCUGCGGUUCAAGCCACAAAAGCUGCUGCUGGAACUAAGAAGCAUGAUCUCAGUAAGUGGAAAUACGCAGAGCUUCGCGAUACAAUCAAUACCUCUUGUGAUUUGGAACUGUUGGCAGCUUGCAGAGAAGAGUUUCACAGAAGGCUAAAGGUCUAUCAUGCUUGGAAAUCCAAGAAUAAGAAACGAAAUGCGGAAACAGAACAACGUGCUCCCAAGUCAGUCACAGACUAUGAUUUUGCACCAUUUUUGAGCAACUCACCUCAACAGAAUCCAACAACCCAGCUACCAGCCAGACAACAAGAGAUUGAAAUGAACAGACAGCAGCGUUACUUCCGCAUUCCCUUCAUCCGUCCCGCAGACCAGUACAAAGAUCCCCAGAACAAGAAGAAGGGCUGGUGGUAUGCUCAUUUUGAUGGGCCAUGGAUUGCUCGACAGAUGGAACUUCAUCCUGACAAAGCACCCAUUCUUCUGGUAGCAGGGAAGGACGAUAUGGAUAUGUGUGAGCUGAAUCUGGAAGAGACUGGCUUAACGCGAAAGCGAGGGGCUGAAAUUUUGCCGAGACAGUUUGAAGAAAUUUGGGAGCGCUGUGGGGGGAUCCAGUACCUCCAAAAUGCAAUUGCAAGCAGACAGGCUCGUCCCACGUAUGCCACAGCCAUGCUGCAGAACCUGCUGAAAUAAAAGGUCACUUUGCACAGUAGUGUUGGAGAGGAGAACCCCUGCCCGUGAUACAAAGGGAAGAGUUCCUCUGUUCAGCAGAGGAUGUAAACAUUCUAUGAGCAUAUUAGAGAUAUUUAAUAUAAAGUGAACAGAUUUUAUUAAUCAUGUGGUUUGUUAAUUUGUACUUUAUGAUGUUCCAUUUGUGUGGUGAACUUCACUAGGUAUGAAGACCUUGAAGAAAUUUCAGUGUAGUUUGUUGCAUUUUGUUUAUAUGUUGCAUUUUCUUUAACAUUUUCUGUUGUUAUUCUUAAUACUUUUAAGCAAUCUGUCUAUACUUGGUUACAUAUUACAAAGAACUGUAUUGCAACCACCUUUUUGUAAAAACCCCUCUUUAAAACACUGAAUAGUUGGCUUCAAGUGGUGGCCUAGUAAAGAGGUUAUGCUGUUUCUCAUAACUGGAAUUGUGAGGCCUUAGCUUUGACUUCUCUUCUGGAGAAGUUGGAGUAUACUUUUGUAUAAUCUGAGACAUUUUAUGUCCUGAUUUGAAAACUGGUUAGUGUCUGUA